Cheilinus undulatus (humphead wrasse) is the source of this 2071-nucleotide messenger RNA. RefSeq names its product Tnf receptor-associated factor 5 (gene traf5). Gene Ontology annotation, molecular function: zinc ion binding; thioesterase binding. The record is from RefSeq and is a predicted model, not a curated record. Bases 122 to 1837 code for a protein of 571 amino acids. Gene Ontology annotation, cellular component: plasma membrane signaling receptor complex. NCBI's taxonomy places the organism in Eukaryota, Metazoa, Chordata, Actinopteri, Labriformes, Labridae. Gene Ontology annotation, biological process: regulation of canonical NF-kappaB signal transduction; protein K63-linked ubiquitination; tumor necrosis factor-mediated signaling pathway. The transcript has 11 exons.
GCCGCUGCUGCACCAACCACACAUGAUCACCAGUAAAAAUAAAAGUGAUCAGUAGUGUUGAUCAGAGGAGAGUCCAGCUGCAGAGGAAAGCUGUCUAACAGACCGAGCCUCCUGCAGGAUCAUGGCAUCGGCAGACACUAACCUGGGAGGGUCAGAGGAGUCCACGAGGACAUCGGGGUCCAUGACGAGGUCUGGGGCGUCCACCAGGAGGCCGUCGGGCCCCGUGGACUCCUGGGAGUCGGACCUGACGUCCAUCCAGCACGCGCUGACGUUUGUGCUGACCCUGAAGGAGGAGUUUGUCUGUCCCGUCUGCAGAGGAGUCGUUCUGAACCCUCAGCAGAACUCCUGUGGACACAUCUUCUGCUACCGCUGUCUGCAGACACUGCUGGAGUCCUCAUCACCGUCCAACCCAGUUUGUCCAGUAGAGGGAGCUGUGAUCACACCUGCUGAGGUUUUCCAGGAUAACUGCUGCAAACGAGAAAUCUCCUGUUUAGAAGUGUACUGCACCAACUACCCAGAAUGCACCUCUGUUGUCACAUUACAGCACCUGAAGGAUCACCUGAGCUCAUGUCAGUAUGAGCUGCUGCAGUGCACUAAUCUGGGCUGCAGGGCAGUGCUACAGAGGAGGCACCUGCAGGACCACCUGACCAACGGCUGUUCACACCGUAUGGAGCCACGCCCACUCUGUCUCAGCCAGGAUCCCAUGCAGAGCUCCUGUCCUCAGACUGAUGUGGACUGUCCUAAUGGCUGCUCACAGAAAGUUCCCAGACACAAGCUGUCGGAGCACAGCCAGGCGUGCCCAGACGUUUUCAUCGACUGUUCCUAUCGGAGGUUCGGCUGCCCGGUGCAGGAUAAGAGAGCGAGAGUAAAACUGCACGAAGAUGCUGCUGUCAGUCACCACAUGCUGCUGGUCCUGAGGAGUAACACACACCUGGAGCAACAGGUGGAGCUUCUCCAGGAGGAGGCGCUGUUGAGGAAGCAGGAGCUCCAGACUGACAGUCUCCACCUGGCUGGUCUGCAGAAGAAAGUCAGACUGCUGCUGCAGCAGACGAGCAACCACGAACACGUCUUCUCUGCAGCUCAGAGGACUGUCAGCAGGCAGGAGGGCGUCCUGUCCACCACACAGCUCGACAUUCAGCAAACUACUCGAGGACUGGGUUCUGGUUUAGAGGAUCUCGAGCAGCUGAGGAAGUCUCUAGAUGCUGUGAUCAAGGAAAUUUCAGCAGCUGAGGCUUUUAAAAAACAUCUAGAAACUUUAGAGGAGGAUCUGAGGCGUCAGUCCAGUCUCCUGGAGGUCCACAGCGCUCAGCUCAGUCACAACCACCAGCACCUACAGGAGCUCGCGGCCACGUCCUACGACGGCAAACUGAUCUGGAAGAUUGUGGACUUCAGGAAGAGGCGGGAAGCCGAAGCCAAAGGUCAAUCACCCUGCCUGACCAGCUCACCGUUCCACACUGGACGCUGUGGCUACAAAAUGGCUGCCAAAGUCUACCUGAACGGGGACGGUGAGGGUCGAGGGUCUCAUCUGUCUCUGUAUGUGGUCCUGAUGCCGGGAGACUUCGACGCUCUGCUGCCGUGGCCUUUCAAACAGAACGUUUCUCUGUCUGUACUCGAUAUAAGUGGAGCUGGAAACCACCGCAUCCUCAGCUUCAGACCCGACCCCACGUCUAAAAGCUUCCAGCGGCCCGCCGCCGAUUCUUUCAGCAACGUGGCGAGUGGGUUCUCAUGCUUCAUCCCCCUCAACAAGCUGGAGAAUCCCCAAAACGCUUUGUACGUGGACGAUGACACGCUCUUCGUCAAAGUGAAGGUGGACAUGACAGGUUUAGAGACGCUCUAGCAAAGAACAGAGAACUUUUAAUUCAAGACACAUCUUUUAGAUAACAUUAGCAGGCUUCCUAUGUUUCUACCUCUGUGUGAAAACUUCCACUGAUCAGACGAGGCAGUCUGCUCACAUUAAAGGUGUGUAAAGGUGUUCUGUCUUUACUGAUAAGACAGUCUACAUUAUCAUUUAUUUUUGCAUAAAGAUGAUGGUCUCAUGUCUUGUAAUCCUCAUCGGGGGAGAAAAGUUCCG